GCUGAAAGAGGUGAUAGCAGGUGAUAGACAUAAAGUAUUUACUUUUGAGUUUAAUUUGUUCGGAGUUAUUUCAUAUACAAUCUUUUAACACCUAUGUAUCAUUUCGAAAAAUUUUUCUGAGCUGUUCAUAUUAAUAAACAUUAUCUUGCAGUUUGAAAAUUGAAAUAGUAAAUAUGAAUGAAUUGAAUUGUUUGGAACAUCCUACACUAAAAGUUCCUUAUGAAGUUUUCAAUAAACGUUACCGCAGUGCUCAACGUGUGUUGGAUGUGGAAGCAAGGCAAGUGGCAAGUGUCACUGGGGAAAUUGACACUACCACAAAAAAUCAAACUGUUACCACAGGAGAGAUUGACUCGCUGCUUGGAGGAAUGGUUGAAAAGUUGACAACAAUGAAACGCAAAGCAUCUGAAGCUAUUAAUGAAGAGUUGCAGGCUGCAUAUGUGUGCAAGAAACGCCUAGAACACUUGAAAGAGCAAGCUAGUGCCCUUAACGAGCCGAGUACACCUCAAGUCAGAACUGCGAUGAAUCAGUGGCGUAAAGUUCGCCUCGACCGUAUGUUGGUUGAUUACUUCCUCAGGAACGGUUAUUAUAAAACUGCUAAUAAGUUGGCCGACGCGCGUUCAUUAAGAGACCUUACUAAUGCCGCUUUUACGAUAGGUUCUCGUUUUACACCCACACCCAUACCGUACACAAAAUGUCAGCGCCGAGAAAUAAAAGAGCGGAUACACAGCCCCAGCUUUGAGUUACAAAUAGAGUUUGCCAACAUCCUCGGGCCCAAUAUAUACGCAGCGGCGGCGGAGGUUGAGUCGGAGUUGUGCCAACAGCGCACCGCACGCUGCCUGCAGUGGUGCGCGGACAACAAAUCCAAGCUGAGGAAACUCAACUCCAACAUGGAGUUCAAGAUACGGAUACAGGAAUUCAUCGAAUUAGUUCGCGAUGACAAACGUCUGGAAGCAGUACGAUACGCCAAGAAACACUUCUCCACAUACGAAGAAGGUCAACUCGAAGACAUACAGCACUGCAUGGGAAUGCUCGCGUUCCCGAAGGACACAGAGGUGGAGCCGUACCGUUCGUUGUUGGGUGGGGAUAGGUGGGCGGGGCUCGUGGAACAGUUCCGUUGGGAACACGCGCGUCUGCUGCACCCCGCGCGUCUGCCCGCGCUGCCCAUUGCUCUACAACUGGGCUUAGCGGCACUCAACACGCCAUAUCCUUUGCAUUAUAUUAUCAAUUUACAAAUAAGGCCGUCAGCGCAAAAGGAGGCUAGAUCGUAUAUGUGCACGGGUCAUGUAAAGUCCUUAACGAUCGUCUACAAUCAGUGUUACAAGGAGAGCACGAAGGUAUCAGCGUGUCCGGUGUGCCAGCCGCCGCUGAACACUCUAUCUCGCUCGCUCCCGCACGCGCACUGCUCGCACUCGCGACUCGUGUGUCGUAUCACUAACGAACCGCUCAACGAACAUAACCAACCAAUGGUGUUGCCCAACGGACAGGUCUACGGGGAGAAGGCCAUCAAGGAGAUGGUGAAGCUCGGCUCGAUCGUCUGCCCGAAGACAAAGGAGGUGUUUUCCCUAAAGAGUGUUGAGAAAGUCUAUGUCAUGUGAACCAAACUAUGUAAAUAAUUUUUAAAGUUAAUGUGGACAGAAUACUCUAUUUGAUCACACUUUAUUACAAAUACAACAUACUAAUUUUUAUUUCUAUAAAAAGAUAGUAUCUAAAGGUGUUUUUUAACAAACAGUGAGAUGCUACCGAUAUGUAUAGGUGUACCAGAAUCUUUUUUUCAGAUUUUGAUAUGGCAAUGUUAAAUGUCAACUAUUGACAACUGUCAUGUCCAAGUAUAUAAAUUGUUGAGAAUAUUUGUGAAAAUAUUAAAUUAUUUUGUGAAAAUUCCAAAAAAUAGUCAUUUUUAUCUCAAGCUGGAUAUAUUGUUUUUAAUGUUUAUAGCAAAAUUUGUAAAAAGAAGUCGAAAAUCAACUAUUUUUUGUUUAUGAAUUGACCGUCUUAAAUCAAUUGAUUUUUUCUAAAGAUUGAAAUAAUAAAUAUAGUGCGUUGGUGUGUCGACUACUAAAAUAAAACGAAGUAUUAGUGAAGGAGAAGAUAUGAAUAUAGUUUUCUACGCCGGGAAACAAUAGAAUAGGAAUGGUGAGAAAAAGAAAAUUAAAACAUUUGUUUUAGGUGUGUAAGCGUAAAGGACAGUUGCAAUAUUAGUAGAGAUUAGCAAUAAACAAUACAUAAAGUAUAUCUUCUUUAAUUUGUUCCAGUUAGAUUCCGCGUCAUUUGGGUUGGAUUUUCUCGGCUGGAUCAGGUGUUGUCCAAUCAAAGCAUUAGAUGAUGGUAAUAUUUCACCCAUAUGUAUGUAUGUCAAUAUUUUCCGAGAUCGACAUUCGCUCAGGAGUAGGUAUGUUCAAUGUUAUGAGGCAGUUAUUGAAAAGUCUAAUAAAAUAAAAAUAAUACAAGCAUUUAGACGUCUUAUCCUUUUUCCCCAAUGUUGCCUUGUACAAAUUUAAAUUCCCCAAUUUGCCAUCAGAUUUUGGUACACAUAUACGCAUACCUUUAUAAGAAAUUAAAUAAUUGGAUGUUAUCGAUUGAGAUUUCGAGAGUAGUCGAGUAAAAGCUGUUUAUUAUCUAAUGCUUACCAAUACUGUAUUGGUAAGCUUAUAGAUAUAUCCGAAAGAAAUCAAUUUUAUUUAUAUUAAAUUAACGGACGCUAUUAAUAUAAAGUGGUUAAAAACACUGCAAUAUAACUCACUUUCGCAUAAUUUAUAAACCCCAUUUCAAUAAAUUCUUUCUUGAAAUACAAGUAUAGUAUUUAUAUCGUACCCACUUAAAUAAAGGAGAGCAAUCAUUUGUACAAUUCCAACUUACACGAGUAAGAACAAGACAUGAUAUAAUAUGUGUGAAAGGAUAGAGUAUUUCGUCUUGUGAGAUCUGCCAUUUAAUAAAGAGAAUAGUUUUUUGUAUUUACCUACCACUACUGUGUACCAUUUGUCAUUUUAUUGACUUAUUGUAAAUGAUAUUUAAUGCAAAGAGCGUCUUGAAUUAAGAAAUAAUUAUAUACUUUUAUAUGUCUUGUCGGAGUUUCCUCAUCAUUUUUGAAGUUAAUAUCAGGAGUUGGUAUUAUGUUUGUGAUUUCUAUUUUAUCUUAAGAUGGCACUUAAAAAUCAAUUGUCCCAGACAUCAGCGGCCCUAAUUCUGCUAACGUUAUCGUAAUUAUUGAUAUAGUGUCGAUGGCGUUCCAAUUACAUCUCAGAUACAGUUCAUGUUACUAACCACAAAAUGACAAUAAUCACAUUGUACUUAAUACAUCAACUAAGAUAGACGAUGAAGUGCCAAUAUGCAAUAAUUGAGACCACAUUCAGACGCCAUUGAGAUACCAUUAUAACUUGUUGUAACGUUAACAAACUACAGUAACAACCUGAGAAAUUCCAUCGAAUUUCAGAAGAUUCAUAGUCUUCUUAAAACCACCGGAUUAAUAUGGUCCGAAUAACCGGUUUGUCUCUCGUUUGGUGCAUGAGACAAUUGAAUUUUCAAGUAUUUUUAAGGAGUUUCUACCUAUUUCUAUUGUAUUCAAAAUUUAUAAAUUGUAGACGUAACUUUCCUUUUUAUUUUUUUAUAAUAGGAUAACGUUUUAAAUAUUAUUCUUAGUACUUUGAACAGCUUUGUUAAUUUUAAUUGUAUUUCACACCUGUUUAAUGGUUUAUUGAUACCCUUUUCUAUUUAUCUAUAUCUACAAACCAUAAAUUUAACGCUAUACUAAUAUCUGAAUAGUGUAUCAAAAUUAAGAUCCUUACCCAAGUAGUGUUUAAUUUCAAAUACCAAUGUGCGUCGAACAUUUCGGCUUUCAAUUAUUAAGCUCAUAUGUAUUGUGUGUUAUACAAAUAAACAAUAAUUAUUC
Diatraea saccharalis (sugarcane borer) is the source of this 3886-nucleotide messenger RNA. The record is from the annotation of a GenBank genome assembly. NCBI's taxonomy places the organism in Eukaryota, Metazoa, Arthropoda, Insecta, Lepidoptera, Crambidae.